Aspergillus homomorphus CBS 101889 is the source of this 1218-nucleotide messenger RNA. RefSeq lists its product as uncharacterized. Lineage: Eukaryota; Fungi; Ascomycota; Eurotiomycetes; Eurotiales; Aspergillaceae. The record is from RefSeq and is a predicted model, not a curated record. The coding region runs from base 160 to 1161 and encodes 333 amino acids. The transcript has 7 exons.
AUUCAAUUUCUCGUUGGUCUACCUUCCCCGGAUUGCCUGAAUAUGCCAGCAACCCCUUUGUUCUUUUUCUUUCUCUUUCCUCGGGUACUGUAAGCGCGCGAUGCAACGAACGAGUCUAGCACAUAGCACAUUGUGUUCAAGCUACGCCUUGAAUUAUCAAUGGACCAAAAUGUGGGGGCUAUCCCUCCGCCGCCAGGAGUCACGCCCGACUUCAAUUCCAGGCCGUGGUUGUUCACAGCGAAUCGGGUUUCAGUCGCAGUGGGAGUGACCGUUUGUUCAAUGACACUCAUCAUGCGGCUCUACACUAAGGCUUGCAUUGUUAGACAGUUAUGGUGGGAUGAUGUAUUGAUCUUCCUCGCUUGGGUUUUCGUUAUAGCGACUCAGGCCACUAUUCUAUAUGGAUAUAAUCAUUCGGGAGUCGGAAUCGAUUUUUGGAACGUCGGUGACUCUCUCCUCGUCGCCUAUCGCAAGACUGUGCUCGCCCUGUCGAUCCUCUACAUUCCAGCACUUGCUUUUGCUAAACUGGCAGUCAUCAUGCUAUACUAUCGUUUGCUCAAAUCUUUCCCAAUGUGGCGAUACACUCUCUGGUUCAUCGGAAGCGGCAUCUGCGCAUAUAGCACUGCCCUGAUCUUCGCACUCAUCUUUGCCUGCAAGCCAAUCAAGGAUGGAUGGACCCUGACAACUCCCAACGCUUGCAGACCUCGAGCAAGUCUAUAUCUGGGAACUGCAAUCGGAAAUACAGCCAGUGAUGUAGUUUUAAUCCUGAUCCCGACAACCUUCAUAUGGACAAUGCAUUUACCGCGGAUCCAAAAGAUCGGACUCUUUUGUAUGUUGGGGAUCGGGUGUCUUACUGUAGUCACUAGCAUUGUCCGAUUAAUCACCUUGAUACCUCUUAAUGAGUCGUAUAAUCGAACACACCUGGUUGGCCUCGCAUGUCUCCUCAUAGUGAUUGAAGCCAACUUCCUCAUUCUGUGUGGAUCCCUUCCAUAUCUCCGCCCAUUUCUCCGCCAUCAUGUCCCGAAACUAUUCGAUGAACGUCAAAAGGGAAACUGUACCUCGACUGAUGAUACGACGCCUGACAUGCGAAGGAUAAGUCGAAGGAGUUCGAUAUUUGAUAUCGAAAGUAUCGGUAGCACUCAUUCCGACGCACUUGAUGUUUAAUAUACCGAGUCGCAAAAGCGGAGAGACUGAUUAGAUAUUAGAUAGAGAAUUGCCAAG